Venustampulla echinocandica is the source of this 2745-nucleotide messenger RNA. RefSeq names its product Chitin synthase 1. Gene Ontology annotation, molecular function: chitin synthase activity. Lineage: Eukaryota; Fungi; Ascomycota; Leotiomycetes; Helotiales; Pleuroascaceae. The record is from RefSeq and is a predicted model, not a curated record. Bases 1 to 2745 code for a protein of 914 amino acids. The transcript has 3 exons. Gene Ontology annotation, cellular component: cell septum; cell periphery.
AUGGCGAACCGCCCAAAUCGAACACCAUCGCCAGGUCAUCCAUCGAAUCAUGGAUACCAACUAGAGGACACCGCACCUUAUGGUAGGCCCGGAGCCUCGCCUGGCCCUGGGGGUCACAACCUCGAGAUUCCUAUGGGCCCCGGACGAUACACCCCAAGUGAUCAGUUGCAGGCACAACCUACGUACUCGGUGGAAAACAUCAACAACUCAUUCGGGCAUAACGAAGAAUACGAGCAACGAUUCCCCCUCGAUCCACACCACAAUUACGAGCAAGACCAUGCUAUCAACCCCGAGCAACAUCAUGAUGCAUACUAUCAACCUCCUUAUCAACCUUCGCCGCACGAAGAGCACCCCCUAACCAGCUAUCCUGCCGCCCACGAGCCAGGCUAUUAUGACCAUGACGACCAGCGCCCUAUCCUCUCAGACACUGGCUAUGGGCCCGAUCAGCAUAAUCAAGAAUACAAGGAUUACGACGGGCAUGGGAUAUCGCCAGCGCCGACGCCUGCUCCCGGUCUAAAACGGUACAAGACAGUGAAGGAAGUGCAAUUGUUUAAUGGUAAUCUCGUGCUUGAUUGUCCGAUCCCACCAAAGCUCCUUAAUAUGGUGCCUCAUGCUCAACCGCCGGAGCGAGAUGAAUUCACACAUAUGCGAUAUUCAGCAGCGACCUGCGAUCCAAGCGAGUUUUUCGAGGAGCGAUUUACCCUGCGACAAAAGCUGUUUGCUAAGCCCCGACAUACUGAGCUCUUCAUUGUCGUGACCAUGUAUAAUGAGGAUGAUGUACUUUUCGCGCGGACAAUGAGUGGAGUUUUCAAAAAUAUCGAGUACAUGUGCUCCCGCAAGGAUAGCAAGACGUGGGGAAAGGACGCCUGGAAGAAAAUCGUAGUCUGUAUCGUCAGCGAUGGUCGUGCUAAGAUCAAUCCAAGAACCAGAGCCGUGUUGGCCGGUAUGGGUGUGUAUCAAGAUGGUAUUGCGAAGCAACAGGUCAAUGGCAAGGAUGUCACGGCACAUAUUUAUGAGUACACGACGCAAGUUGGGGUCAUGGUUAAGAAAGACGUUGUCGAGCUCCGUCCCAAACAGCAACCGGUCCAAUUGCUCUUCUGCCUGAAGGAAAAGAAUCAGAAAAAGAUCAACUCGCAUAGGUGGUUUUUCCAAGCUUUCGGCCGCGUUUUAGACCCGAAUAUCUGCGUUCUUAUCGACGCCGGUACUAAACCCGGCAAAGACUCUAUUUACCACUUGUGGAAGGCUUUCGAUUUAGAACCCAUGUGCGCAGGAGCUUGUGGGGAGAUUAAAGCUAUGUUGGGACCUGGAGGCAAGAACCUUCUCAAUCCCCUGGUGGCAACCCAGAACUUCGAAUACAAGAUGAGCAAUAUCCUCGACAAGCCGCUUGAAUCCGCCUUCGGUUUUAUUUCAGUCUUGCCGGGAGCCUUCUCAGCAUACCGCUACAUUGCUCUGCAAAAUGACAAGGCUGGAAACGGACCCCUCGAGAAGUACUUCGCUGGAGAGAAGAUGCAUGGCGCCAAUGCUGGCAUUUUUACUGCGAACAUGUAUCUUGCAGAGGAUCGUAUCCUUUGUUUUGAGUUGGUCUCGAAGAGAAAUUGCCACUGGAUUCUUCAAUAUGUCAAGUCUGCCACGGGAGAAACCGAUGUUCCUGAUACCAUGGCGGAGCUCAUCUUGCAGCGACGAAGAUGGUUGAACGGUAGUUUCUUCGCCGCUGUCUAUGCCUUAGCUCACUUUUAUCAAUUGUUCCGGAGUGGCCAUAGCUUCCUGCGGAAGAUAAUGUUUCUGGUGGAAUUCACAUUCCAAACUAUUAACAUGAUCUUUGCAUGGUUCGCGAUUGGUAACUUCUUCCUGGUUUUCCAUAUCUUGACAACAUCGCUUGGGGCUGAAAACCUCCUUGGCAAAGUUGGGAAUAUCCUUGGUGUCGUCUUUGAAUGGCUUUAUCUCUUUACGCUCCUCACUUGUUUCGUGCUAGCGUUGGGAAAUCGACCUCAAGGAUCAAAUGGAGCCUACAUGUCUAUGGUUUAUUUCUGGGCUAUUAUCAUGAUGUACCUAAUGUUUGCAUCGGUAUUCAUCACGGUAAAGUCCAUCCAGGAAGAGCUCAAAGACGGCCAAUUUACGUGGACGGACAUAAUCAAAAACCAAAUCUUCUACACGCUGAUCAUCUCCCUCGCCGCAACCUACGUCCUCUGGUUUGUCGUCUCCUUCCUCUUCUUCGACCCCUGGCACAUGUUCACCUCCUUCAUCCAAUACCUGCUCCUCACACCCACCUACAUCAAUAUUCUGAACGUCUACGCCUUCUGCAACACGCACGACAUCACGUGGGGAACCAAGGGCGACGACAAAGCAGAAAAGCUGCCCUCGGCCACAUUGAAACCCGGCGGCAAGGUCGACGUCAAUAUCCCCACGGACGACGGCGAUCUCAACGCCCAGUACGAAGCUGAGAUGCGCAAGAUCAUGGUUAAAGCCCCCGAGGAAAAACGCGAGACGUCCCCCUCGGAAAAGCAAGAAGAUUACUACAAGGGCUUCCGCUCGCGCGUCGUGCUGUUCUGGCUGGUCUGCAACUUCGGCCUCUGCGCCGUGGUACUGAGCACCGCCGGUCUUCAGCGCGUGUCUACAAGCACGGAUGAUACGACCAAGAGCACAAUCUACAUGGCGGUGGUGCUAUACAGUGUUGCCGGGCUAAGCGCAUUUAAAUUCGUCGGCGCCAUGUGGUUCUUGAUCGUCAGGAUGUUCAGAGGAGUUUAG